Messenger RNA from Podarcis muralis (Common wall lizard), 813 nucleotides. RefSeq names its product tetraspanin-3-like. Lineage: Eukaryota; Metazoa; Chordata; Lepidosauria; Squamata; Lacertidae. Gene Ontology annotation, cellular component: plasma membrane. The record is from RefSeq and is a predicted model, not a curated record.
AUGAAGCGGGUACAGCUUAAUCCCAGCUUUAACCCUUCCUUAAUGUGCAUAACAGAGUCCUGGGGCAGAGCCUUAGCUAAAGUUGUGUUGACGCUCCUUGGCUUCCUUCUCUGGGGAGCUGCUGUGGCUUUAGUCCUUGGUGGUGCUUUUGUAAUCCUCACCUACAGAAGCUACGGAGUCUUCUUUCAGAACAGAUUCUUCCUUGUGCCAGGCUGGCUGGCCAUCAUGGCUGCUCUUCUGCUGGUCCCCACCGGUGCUUUGGCUAUAUGCGCCCCAGUUAAGAACUCUCGCCUUCACCAGGGGACUUUGAUGUACUUUCUGUUGGUCCUUCUCUGCCUAGAGGCAUCUUCAACCAUCAUGACCCACGUCUACUGUGUCAAAGCAGGCCAUCAACUGAAAAACAGCAUGGACCACUUCUUUCUCCAAUACAACAGAACUGCUCCACAUCACCGUAGCAACAGGGCUGUUGAUGCAACCCAUAAGCAGCUGAAGUGCUGCGGAAUCGACAACUACACUGACUGGAUGGCAGCGCUGCCAACUCGUCUCCAAGCUGGGCAUGUCUUUGCCCCCGAAAGCUGUUGCAAAGAGGCUUAUUUGGACUGCAGGGGUGACGUAAGCCAGCCGGAGAAGCUGUUUAAGGAAGGCUGUCUUCAGAGACUGGAAGGGAGGCUGCAUUUUGUUAUGGGAUAUAUGGCUUGGUGUUGUAUGGUGGUGGUUUGGUUGGAGAUGCUGGCCGCUCUUAGCAAUGGAAUACUUAUGAAGGAACAGCCAUUCCAAGACUUCCAAAUUCUUGAUUCUGCUGCUUUCUCAUAG